Messenger RNA from Lachancea nothofagi CBS 11611, 1644 nucleotides. NCBI's taxonomy places the organism in Eukaryota, Fungi, Ascomycota, Saccharomycetes, Saccharomycetales, Saccharomycetaceae. The record is from the annotation of a GenBank genome assembly.
AUGACGUCCUUCCCAGACUACUUGUCUGAUGCGCUGUUCAGUUAUGGCAUAGAUACGGUUUUUGGAAUAGUAGGCAUCCCGAUCGUAGAGCUGGCGGACACCAUGAUUUUAAAGGGUAAAAUAAAGUUCAUUGGGUUCAGGAACGAACAAGCGGCAUCUUACGCAGCUUCAGCAUACGGGUACCUGACUGGAAAGCCCGGGGUUCUGUUAGUCGUAGGAGGCCCGGGUGUUGUACAUGCGCUGGCCGGCAUCUACAAUUCGAUUUCAAACAAGUGGCCGUUAUUGGUCAUUGCGGGUAGCAGCGAAGACACAAAUCGCGGUGGUUUUCAAGAACUCGAUCAGAUUGCACUUUUAAGUCGCUAUGUGAAGUUCAGUUCCCGCUUGAAUAUACACACCGUAGAAGAGAAGCUCUACAAUGCCUUACGCCAGGCGCAAUUGGGCACGCCCGGAGUUUCGUAUUUGGACGUACCUGGAAACCUAAUUAAUCAGAAUAUGGAUAUGAGCUCUAUCAAGCCACCCAUAAGCUUAAGCGCGGUCAAAUUCCAACCAACUGACUUCGAUUUGGAUCGAGUUGCGAGAUUGAUUUUAUCCCACGAGUCGAAGAGCAUUCUGUGCGUGAUUGGCAAAGGCGCUACUUCCAGCACACAAGAAGUUCGAAAAUUCAUUAACAAGUUCCAGCUUCCUUUCUUACCAACUCCUAUGGCCAAAGGCGUGGUACCAGAUUCUCACUCAUCAAAUGUUUCCUCUGCAAGAUCACUAGCACUGCGUUCCGCAGACUUGGUGCUUGUUCUCGGUGCACGUCUGAACUGGAUUUUGCAUUUUGGAGACUCUCCCAAGUGGAAGGAGAGCGCAGUAUUUGUUCAAGUAGAUACUACACCCGAGGAACUCGGUCACAACAACGCAUCAGGAACUUCCUAUUCACUAUGUGGAGAUAUAGGUCAGACUCUCAAUAAACUGACUCCUCUUUUGAGGGCAUUUAGGUAUGCUGGCGUAUCACAAGAGCUUUUAAAAGGGAUACAAACCAACGAGAAACGAUUGAGAGUCAAAGAAACUAAGGUCGGUCCUCUGCUCAAUUACAACUGCGUGUACGCAGCAGUGAGGCGUCAUAUUGUGGAUAAAGAAACUGUAAUUGUAAGCGAAGGAGCAAACACCAUGGAUGUUGCAAGAAUAUCGUUUCCCACAGAAUAUCCUAAACAAAGGUUAGAUGCAGGAACCAAUGCGACGAUGGGCGUGGGAAUAGGUUACGCAAUCGCUGCGAAGUUAGCUAACCCUUCGAAAAGUGUGCUGUGUAUACAAGGUGAUUCAGCCUUUGGGUUUUCGGGCAUGGAGCUUGAGACUGCCUCUCGAUACCGAAUCGGGAUGGUUGUAUUAGUGAUGAACAACAGCGGCAUUUACCACGGCGAGGAGAAGGAUCUCAAAACCUUGGCUUCCACAGCUUUAACACGAGAAUGCCGUUACGAUCUAGUAGCUGAGGGGCUCGGGUGUUGUGGUUUUCUCGCUCGGACUAUUGCUGACGUGGAGCACUUCUUCCAGAAAGCUUUGAAAAUUGCCGCUACGGGUCAACCUGCUUUGCUGAACGUGAUCAUCGAACCUGGACCUCAAGGCAAGCUUUCGUUUGGCUGGCAAAAUAAGUCAAAGUUGUAA